CAUGCGUGGUCACCGCUUCCGCGACGUACCUAGCCAUCUUUCCAGUCAAGCAAAAGUGAUUGUUUUCAGUCUUAGUCUUAUUUAACUGAACUUUUAUUAAUGUCAGAGCCACAGUCCGCGCUGUUAUUACGGAAACAAUUAGCAGAAUUAAAUAAAAACCCAGUAGAAGGGUUUUCUGCAGGCCUCAUAGACGACAAUGACAUAUAUCGGUGGGAAGUACUCAUUAUUGGACCUCCGGAUACAUUAUACGAAGGCGGUUUCUUCAAAGCACAUUUACAGUUUCCAAAAGAAUACCCACUUAGGCCACCAAGAAUGAAAUUUAUAACCGAAAUAUGGCAUCCAAAUAUCGACAAAAAUGGAGAUGUUUGUAUAUCUAUAUUACAUGAACCCGGUGAUGACAAAUGGGGAUACGAGAAAGCUUCCGAGCGGUGGUUACCAGUUCACACAGUCGAAACUAUUCUGAUAAGUGUUAUUAGCAUGCUUGCAGAUCCUAAUGAUGAAAGCCCUGCUAAUGUGGAUGCCGCCAAAGAGUGGAGAGAAAGUUACACGGAAUUUAAGCGAAAGGUGGCGAGGUGCGUGAGAAAGAGCCAAGAGGAGUGUUUGUAGGGGAUGAACAAAUAUUCAAAUGGAAAGACUUAUUUAAUUCUGGGAAGCCGUAAGCACUGUAAGAAAGAUACCGACGCUCAGCAUAAAGCUAACGGAUAACAGUGCCACUAAAAACGGAAAAAGCCUGACCUAUCCUUAUGCAGAGAGAGAAAGAGAGAGAGCAAGACAGAGUGUGUGUACGAGAGAAAAACUCAUGCCGCUCUAUCAUGUUUAUUAAAUCGCCGCCACCAACGUACGAUCCGAAUUCAUUGAGAUGGAGAAAAGAGAUACACACGCAAUUCACCUUUUACAUAAUAAACAGCUAAAAAAAAAUUAAUUUACACGUAUACAUAAAAAUAUCAUCUCUGUAUGAUUAUUACCUUAAUAUUAAUAGUUCUUAUAAAAACUUAACUCUCCCCUGCCCCUCCUAUGCUCAAGAAUGAUCCUGAGCCCCUUUGGAAGGAACCUUGUAAUUUAAAAUAUGUUUACGUUUAUCUCAAUAAUAAUUCCUUAGUGUGUCGUUUCGUAUUUUCUUACUUUCAUAAAUAUAUAUAUGUAUAAAUAAAUUUUUUUAUAAAACCGAAGACGGGACACAUGUAACAAUCUUGUAAAAUGUUUAUUGAGAAUGGACUACAUACAACACAUGGUAUGACAUUGCGGUGAGAAUAAUUAAAGCCGUGCGUACAUGCGGUAAAUGUAAAAUAUAUAUUAAAUUUUCAUCGAACCGUAAGUUGCCAAAAUAAUUAAUUCUA
Cyphomyrmex costatus is the source of this 1337-nucleotide messenger RNA. It is a transcript of the gene Ube2g1, whose product is annotated as ubiquitin-conjugating enzyme E2G 1. Bases 100 to 606 code for a protein of 168 amino acids. The transcript has 4 exons. Lineage: Eukaryota; Metazoa; Arthropoda; Insecta; Hymenoptera; Formicidae. The record is from RefSeq and is a predicted model, not a curated record.